GAGCAACCUUCCCCUCUCCCUUUCCAUCCACACAACCACCCGAUGGCAUCCAAAGCAGUCGCCACCGCCGCCGAUUAUGCGCGCAUUUACUCCUCUCUCGGUCUUGGCAAAGAGACCGUCGCGAGCCUGCAAGCCUUCCGCAAGCGGCAUGCAGAUGCUCAGCGCAUCUCCGCGCAGCUCGCCUCGCAGCCCGCGACCGUUGACUUCGCUCACUACCGUUCCGUCCUCAAGAACAAGGCCAUCGUCGACGAGGCAGAGAAGACCCUCGCCAGCUUCAAGCCCGUGACAUACGACGUGUCGGCGCACUUGAAGGCGAUCGAGACCUUCGAGGUCAAGGCGGUUGCCAAGGCCAAGGAGACCGAGGCGCAGAUUGACGUCGAGCUGAAGGAUCUCCAGGCGACGCUCGCCAACAUCGAAGAGGCGCGUCCUUUCGAGGACCUCACCGUCGAGGAGGUUGGCCAGGCCCACCCCCGCAUCCUCGAGACAGUCGAGACCAUGGUUAAGAAGGGCAAAUGGACUGUUCCAGGGUACAAGGAGAAGUUCGGCGACCUUUCACUCAUGUAAUUGCCCUCGCGUCGUCAACACUCCUAGAUGGCCGUCUAGCACUUGCGUGGUGAUCGAAAUAGAAAACACUGCGCUUGAGGCGCUUUUCU
This is a messenger RNA of Heterobasidion irregulare TC 32-1, 653 nucleotides long. RefSeq names its product mitochondrial F1F0-ATP synthase, subunit D/ATP7. The record is from RefSeq and is a predicted model, not a curated record. Bases 43 to 564 code for a protein of 173 amino acids. Gene Ontology annotation, biological process: proton motive force-driven ATP synthesis. NCBI's taxonomy places the organism in Eukaryota, Fungi, Basidiomycota, Agaricomycetes, Russulales, Bondarzewiaceae. Gene Ontology annotation, molecular function: proton transmembrane transporter activity. The transcript has 7 exons.